AUGGAAUCAUCAGCGAGGGUCGAAUUGCCGGCUGCCUUUGAGGAAGUUGAUGUGGAUAUUCUUGUCCAGCUCAUUGCUGACAUGAUGAGUCGUCUUAUGGCGCAUAAUGAUCAAAUAUCGUUGUCUCCCGAGAGCCUUACGCGCUUCCACUCGCGCACUCCGCCCGGAAUAACUGUGCUAGAGUAUCUUAGACGCAUCGUCAAAUUUACCAAGGUCGAGAGAGCAUGUCUGCUGAUCACACUGCAUUACAUCGACCAAAUCUGCGCCAGGACGCCCCUCUUCACGCUCUCUUCCCUCACCUGCCACCGCUUCGUCAUCACCUCCAUCGCCAUAUCCAGCAAGGCCCUCUGCGACACCUUCUGCACCAACAACGUCUACGCCAAAGUCGGCGGGAUUCCCGUCCCGGAGCUGAACAUGCUCGAGCGCGAGUUCCUCCGCAUGGUAGACUGGCACCUCACGUGCACGCGCGAGAUCCUCCAGGACUACUACGUCAACCUCGUCCGCACCCACAGCACCGGCCAAUUCGUCAUCCCAGGCGGCCAAUCCGGCAGCGGUUCGUCCGACAGCGACAUGGACGUCGACGCUUCCCGUCCGUCGUCCCCGACUGUAACGAGCAGCAGCACCCGCACCCUCGAGGCGUCUACCAUCCUCAUCGACACGGCGACGCUCUCUCCCGAAUCCCCGCGUCCCCCAACGAUCGAGCAAGAAAUGGCGUUCGCAGACUUCCAGCAGCAGUCCCUGGAGGAAGGGAGAGGGCGAUAA
Sparassis crispa is the source of this 762-nucleotide messenger RNA. Its product is annotated as cyclin-domain-containing protein. Gene Ontology annotation, biological process: regulation of cyclin-dependent protein serine/threonine kinase activity. The record is from RefSeq and is a predicted model, not a curated record. The transcript is spliced from 5 exons. Gene Ontology annotation, cellular component: cyclin-dependent protein kinase holoenzyme complex; nucleus. The coding region runs from base 1 to 762 and encodes 253 amino acids. NCBI's taxonomy places the organism in Eukaryota, Fungi, Basidiomycota, Agaricomycetes, Polyporales, Sparassidaceae. Gene Ontology annotation, molecular function: cyclin-dependent protein serine/threonine kinase regulator activity; protein kinase binding.